AUGGCUGGCACAAGAACCGAGAGCGAUGCCUUUGGCGAGAUCCAGGUCCCCGCCGACAAGUACUGGGGCGCCCAGACUGAGCGGUCCCUCGAGAACUUCCGCAUCAACCAGCCCCAGGACCGCAUGCCCCCGCCCAUCAUCAAGGCAUUUGGUAUUCUCAAGGGCGCGGCUGCUGCUGUGAACGUGCGCUAUGGUCUUGAUCCCAAGAUCUCCGAGGCCAUUCAGCAGGCCGCCAAGGAGGUCGCCGACCUGAAGCUGAUCGACCAUUUCCCCCUCGUCGUCUGGCAGACCGGCUCCGGUACUCAGUCCAACAUGAACGCCAACGAGGUCAUCUCCAACCGAGCUAUCGAGAUCUUGGGUGGCCAGAUGGGCUCCAAGAAGCCCGUCCACCCCAACGACCACGUCAACCGCUCUGCAUCCUCCAAUGAUACCUUCCCCACCGUCAUGCACAUCGCCGCCGUCCUUGAGAUCGAAAACGAGCUCGUCCCGAGCCUGAAGAGCCUGAGGGAUGCGCUGCAGAAGAAGGUGGACGAGUUCGACGCCAAGAACAUCAUCAAGAUCGGACGGACACACCUGCAGGACGCCACUCCGCUGACCCUGGCGCAGGAGUUCUCUGGGUACGUGGCCCAACUGGACUUUGGCAUCCAGAGGGUUGAGUCCAGCCUGCCAGCCCUGCGACAGCUGGCGCAGGGAGGCACCGCCGUGGGCACUGGCAUCAACACUUUCCAGGGUUUUGCCGAGGCCAUCGCCGAGGAGGUCUCCAAGAUGACGGGCACCAAGUUCGAGACGGCACCCAACAAGUUUGAGGCUUUGGCCGCCCACGACGCUGUCGUGCAGUCGCAUGGCUGCCUCAACACCCUCGCCGCCUCGCUCACCAAGAUCGCCCAGGACAUCCGAUACCUCGGCAGCGGGCCCCGUUGCGGCCUGGGCGAGCUGAUCCUGCCCGAGAACGAGCCUGGCUCUAGCAUCAUGCCCGGCAAGGUCAACCCGACCCAGUGUGAAGCUCUGACGAUGGUGUGCGCCCAGGUCAUGGGCAACAACGUCGCCUGCACCAUCGGCGGCAUGAACGGCCAGUUUGAGCUGAAUGUGUACAAGCCCCUGGUCAUCCGCAACCUGCUCCACAGCAUUCGCCUGCUGUCUGACGGCAUGCGUUCGUUCGAGAAGAACCUGGUCGCCGGUCUGCAGGCCAACGAGGAAAAGAUCUCCAGCAUCAUGAAGGAAUCUCUCAUGCUUGUGACCUGCCUGAACCCCAAGAUCGGCUACGACAUGGCCAGCAAGGUUGCCAAGAAUGCCCACAAGAAGGGCCUGACCCUCAAGGCGUCUGCCCUGGAGCUGAACGCCCUGACUGAGGAUGAGUUUGACAGCCUCGUCAAGCCUGAGCUCAUGGUCGGCCCCUCAGCUUACAAGGGAUGA
Cryphonectria parasitica EP155 is the source of this 1413-nucleotide messenger RNA. Its product is annotated as fumarate hydratase. The coding region runs from base 1 to 1413 and encodes 470 amino acids. Lineage: Eukaryota; Fungi; Ascomycota; Sordariomycetes; Diaporthales; Cryphonectriaceae. The record is from RefSeq and is a predicted model, not a curated record. Gene Ontology annotation, biological process: fumarate metabolic process; tricarboxylic acid cycle; malate metabolic process. Gene Ontology annotation, molecular function: fumarate hydratase activity. The transcript has 3 exons. Gene Ontology annotation, cellular component: mitochondrion; tricarboxylic acid cycle heteromeric enzyme complex.